This is a messenger RNA of Ictalurus punctatus (channel catfish), 1181 nucleotides long. RefSeq names its product novel immune-type receptor 14. The coding region runs from base 318 to 869 and encodes 183 amino acids. The record is from RefSeq and is a predicted model, not a curated record. The transcript has 4 exons. Lineage: Eukaryota; Metazoa; Chordata; Actinopteri; Siluriformes; Ictaluridae.
UUUAACACUUUAAGGCAGUAAGAAAACACUGAUUUGUCACUUCAUUUAGAAACCUGCUUUGUUUUUAAUAUUUUCUACAAAAGAUGAAGCAAGGUACCACUAACAUUUAUUUAUUAGAAUGAGUAGUUUAAUCAACUUUUUUUUGGUGUUUUUUUUGGUAUAUGAACAUGUACAAAUAGUUGUCUAAGCUUCAGAGGUUAAAAAGAAAAGCAGGUAAAGGACUGAGGGGGAGGGUAGUGUCAAAAACACUUCCGUUUAUGAAGCAGUCUGGAGAUUUCUCAGAAAUGAGAAACAGGUGUUGACAACUUGCAAUCACAAUGCUUUUGUCUUGGAUACUGGUAUUAACAGGGACCCUUGUACUGCCAUUGAGGGCUUUGGGGACAAUAGAACAAAAACGGGUUAAACUUGGUGAAUCAGUUGUCUUGAAGUGUAGUAUUUCUCUGCAUCAUGAAAUUUUCUGGCUGAGAGUGAACAUGAAGGAAAGACCAAAGGUUGUGCUUGUUGCGCGCCUAAAAAAUGAUGGAGGCAUAACAGAAGUUCUGAAUCACAACAGCACACAUUUUGAGGGUUGUCUGGUGGACAAGUUUUUUGGACUGAAAAUUUUCAGUGUCUUGAACAGUGAUCUUGGCUCAUACUACUGUGGAAUUGUAGAAGGAAAACGCAUGGAGUUUGAAGAUGGAGUGCACAUAUAUGACAUAAGAGAUGAAUGUGUCUGUAACAAUAAAGAAGCCUUCUCCAUUCAACCUCCAGUGGCUGAAAAAAUAAACAUCUCAUACGCAGUUUUUGCAGCAGUUCUGAGUGUUGGACUGCUAGCAAUGGUUCUGGUGGUUUUUAUUGUACAUAUGUUGAUAUGUAGGAAAAUUAACUGAACAGAGCAUACAAAAAAUAAUGAUUCUGAAAAAUCAGUCAGAUAUUAUGUCAGUAUUAUUUGCUUGGUGACUAUAUCAUAAUUUAUUUGUCCCGCAUUAUUAAUGUACUAAAUUAAAAUACAUUUAAUUAGAUUAAAGUUGUGCUUACAAAUUCAGCAUUUGACCUCAUGAUGAACAACUUGUUUUGUUUUUUUAUUCAUUUCCUGCCUUUUUCCUGUGAUCUAUUAUGACUCAUCUACACAGUGUCGCAUUUAUUGUAUUUCCCUGUAACCUACCAGUGACUGAAAUUAAAGUGUGAUAUGGUCCUGCUCA